ACCGGCUCCGGCCCAAACCGACCGGUCAUUCCAAACCCUCGCAUCCAAGCCGCCUCCACCCCUCCGCGGAUCUCCCAUCCAUGGCCGCCGCCGCCCCGGCCCGCAGGCUGCUCCUGCGCCUGCGCCUCCCACUCCCCCUCUGCAACCCGCCGCCGGCCCCCGUCCCGCUCCUCCCCCACCUGCUGACGCCGCACCUCCACCCGCAGCCACCGCCGCCGGCGCCUCCGCUCCCGGACCCGAAGCUCCGUGACCUCCUCUUCGCCUUCCACCCUGCAGUGCACACAUACCCGUCCCUCGUCGACGUCCCGAGAGGAGGACCGGGCGGCCGCGACGCGCGGGAGGACGGAGGGGAGGCCAAGGAGCCGGAGGUGUGGGCGGACAGCGUCAAGAAGAAGCGCAAGCGCAAGAUGAACAAGCACAAGCUCCGCAAGCUCCGGAAGCGCCUCCGCCGCCAGACCUGAGCUCAUGGAUCCCGGUUUGAGGAUUGUGAUUGCAAGGAGGUUCUCCGGUGCCGCUGCCACACCGGUUUCAAGCUGAUGGUUUCUUCCAGUUAUUUUGGUUUGGUUAUAGGAGUAGCAGUUCUGGUACCAACAAAGCAAUUGCUGCGGCUGGGCACGUACCUGCAAACACUGUAAUGACAAGGAGCCAGGAACGGGCUGUUUCAUGUCUGGAUUUCUGGCAAAUAAAGCUUCAAAUGCCGGUCUAACUAAUUUUUACUGUUCUUUCCCCAGAUCGAUGCUAUAACCUCAGUAUACUCGUGCCAGAAGAACUUUGUCUUAAAUAGUUCAUGAGUUGCCCUGAA
Messenger RNA from Aegilops tauschii subsp. strangulata, 802 nucleotides. RefSeq lists its product as uncharacterized. The record is from RefSeq and is a predicted model, not a curated record. NCBI's taxonomy places the organism in Eukaryota, Viridiplantae, Streptophyta, Magnoliopsida, Poales, Poaceae.